This is a messenger RNA of Cebus imitator (Panamanian white-faced capuchin), 530 nucleotides long. Its product is annotated as VPS41 subunit of HOPS complex. Gene Ontology annotation, biological process: protein targeting to vacuole; macroautophagy; endosomal vesicle fusion. Lineage: Eukaryota; Metazoa; Chordata; Mammalia; Primates; Cebidae. The record is from RefSeq and is a predicted model, not a curated record. Gene Ontology annotation, cellular component: late endosome; HOPS complex. The transcript is spliced from 6 exons. The coding region runs from base 58 to 513 and encodes 151 amino acids. Gene Ontology annotation, molecular function: protein binding.
CCCAGUGUCUGGCUGCCUCUCAUUUCCGGGUCUGUCAUGUGACUCUCCGGUCGCGCCAUGGCGGAAGCAGAGGAGCAGGAAACUGGGUCCCUUGAAGAAUCUACAGAUGAGUCUGAGGAAGAAGAGAGCGAAGAGGAACCCAAGCUGAAGUAUGAAAGACUUUCCAAUGGGGUAACUGAAAUUCUUCAGAAGGAUGCGGCUAGCUGCAUGACAGUCCAUGACAAGUUUUUGGCACUGGGCACACAUUAUGGCAAGGUUUAUUUGCUUGAUGUCCAGGGGAACAUCACUCAGAAGUUUGAUGUAAGUCCUGUGAAGAUAAAUCAGAUUAGCUUGGAUGAAAGUGGAGAGCACAUGGGCGUGUGUUCCGAGGAUGGCAAGGUGCAGGUAUUUGGACUGUAUUCUGGAGAAGAAUUUCACGAGACUUUUGACUGUCCCAUUAAAGUACGUAUUCAGCAAGUUUUACCUUUUCUAAGGGUUUUCUCAAGGAAGGCAAUGAGGAUUACAGUAAUUUGAACAUUACCACUUCUGUA